AUGUCUGAGAAAGCUGAAGUUCCACUUGCGGACGUUACCCCGGAUCAGGGUCAUGGCACCUACCUUGACAUUCAGACUAUCCCCAGCGCGCGUGAGCAGGCAAGAGGCCUUUGGAAUUCUAAGAGAGCUGUGGGGGCAGCCCUCGCGUGCUCCUCGGCGGCAACACUAGUUGGUUAUGAUACGACCCUGAUCGGCUCCAUUAUUGCUAAUGAGCAGUUCAUCAUACAAUUUGGUGUAUACGACAACUCCUUGCAACAAUGGACACUCCCUGCUACACACCAGAUGAUAUGGACGAUGGUACAGUUUAUUUCUGCUGCAAUGGGCGCUGUGAUCGUUGGAUACUUGAGUGAUCGGCUGGGCCGGCUGGUCUGUCUAUAUGGCAAUGUCGUUAGGUUGACAAUCCUUGGUACUCUGAUGGAGCUCUUCUCUUCUAACUGGAAAGUCUGGGUCGUCGGGAAGUUCAUCAUGGGGUGCUCCAUGGGCUUCAUGCAAUCUAUUGUGCCCUCUUGCAUCUCCGAGCUGGCACCGUUCCAUAUGCGAGGGUUUCUAUUGUCUCUUUUCCAGUUUUGGCUUAUAUUGGGAACGUUCUUCGCCGCCUGUGUCUUAGAGGGCACUUCGACAGUUGACGGACCCUGGUCCUGGAAGGCCGCCAUCGCCUCUCAGUUCGGCAUCUCUCUGAUCUGUCUGCUUUUGGUUUUCUGCAUGGUCCCAGAAUCUCCUUAUUACCUCGUUCGACAAAACCGUAUUGAAAGUGCACGUGAGGUCUUGCUGAUGCUGCGCGGUAAUGAACUCUCCUACAACGUGGACGAGGAUCUAGAUAUGAUUAUUAGGACGAUCGAGCUGGAGGAGCAAGCCGCCGCUAGCUCCGCCUCAUACGCAGACUGCUUCAUUGGGGUGAACCGGCGCCGCACGUUUGUGGCCUGCUUGCCAAUUGCGAUGCAGCAGUUCAUGGGCUUCCCCCUGUGCGGCAACUAUCUCUCCUACUUCCUGAAGUUGGCGGGUCUGAAGAACGCUUUCUUGGUCCAGGUUCUUUCCUCGUUGCUUUCUCUGUUUGCCAUCCUCCUGGCCUUUGCAAUGAUCGAGCGAGUGGGGCGCCGGCUGCAGCUCCUUGUCGGUUGCUGCAUGAUGCUCCCCUGCCUGCUGGGCUUGGGCAUUCUUGGACUUGUCAACUACGGUACCGCCGCGAACGGGCGAGGAUUAGCGGGCCUCGCCAUUAUUUGGUCAAUCUUCUACUACUUCUCCUGCGGCGCGGUGGGCUGGACCGUAUUAGGCGAGGUCUCCUCCACACGGCUGCGCACCAAGACAAGCUCGGUUGCCGUCGGCGUCAACGCCAUCAUUAACAUGGCGUGGGCGAUGGCAGUUCCUUAUCUAAUAAAUGUGGAUGAGGCCAACUUGGGCCCCAAGUCGGCCUUUAUUUUCUUAGGAACAGGUUCGGCGCUCUGCCUAAUCGUAUAUUUUACUGUUCCCGAGACCAAAGGCAAGACCUUUGAGCAGCUGAAUGCCUUAUUCGAACAGCGAAGGUCGGCUCGGAGAUUUUGAGGCGGACCUAGAACUAGUACAUCUUUCGCCUUGUUCCUGUUUAUUUCUUCCAGCAAUCGCUUUUUACAACUUUAUGUGUAAUCUGGUAGGGAGGCCAAAUCCCUUGAUCAAUGACUGUUGUAUCCUGCGUUAUAUUAGCCUAGAACCUCAUGCUGUAGGUGUAUGUGUGUGUUCAUGGUUUUUAAUUUUUAUUUCUUCUCCAUUUUGGCGUCCCUGUCACUUAACAUCCGGGUGGAUUACUCCAUGUGACCCCACAUGGACAUGCGUG
Aspergillus piperis CBS 112811 is the source of this 1807-nucleotide messenger RNA. RefSeq names its product general substrate transporter. Gene Ontology annotation, cellular component: membrane. Gene Ontology annotation, molecular function: carbohydrate:proton symporter activity. Gene Ontology annotation, biological process: transmembrane transport; carbohydrate transport. The coding region runs from base 1 to 1539 and encodes 512 amino acids. The record is from RefSeq and is a predicted model, not a curated record. Lineage: Eukaryota; Fungi; Ascomycota; Eurotiomycetes; Eurotiales; Aspergillaceae. The transcript is spliced from 3 exons.